AUGGCUAUCGGUGCUCACCAAUUAGUUGCAGCCUGCCAUGUACUUCUUACAGCUUGCAAUUCAGCUAUGGGGGAAUUGUCACAUGACCCAUUGGCUCUACUUCACGACUGGACAAUCGAACCGCCCAAUCUCAUUGAGGACAACACUUGGAAGUCAACCCCGGCACCAGAAGCUAAACCUAGUAGUUCAUACGCCACGCAAAUUUUAAAAGAACCAGACACCGAGUUGGAAGCCAGAAGAAAAGGUCUCGGUGUUUCUUCGAUGAUUAUGAAUCAUGACGCUCCAUCGCUUCCACUGCCCAGUGGAGAAACUCAUUUUGGAAGAGCUUUCGACUAUCAGGAGCUAACAGGCAGGAAUAUAGGAGUUCAUACAAAAUAUAUGGACCACUUCCCGACAUACAAUCACCCAUCAGCUUCGGUCCUGGCUCCCACCACUCCACUCACUGAAGAUCAUCCAAAUGUUUAUUCGUCGAAAACGCAGAUGAACGGGCUUGUAGACUCCACAUCAUUGGAUCGGAAAUGGAAACCCGUUUCACAAAGUGUCGGUCCAAGUGCUCAUGAUUCGGGAAGUCUACCAGAGACUGCUGCCCAUGCUAUAAAGCACAGAAAGAUUUUCAAAUUCCCAUUUGCGUUAGCUCCAAGUAACCCACCCUUGGGCUCUAAGAAACCUAAGCUCGAUCAGCCCCCGAUUAAUUUUGAAUUGCGUCCUAGAAUCAAAAACGAACCAGGAGUGAUAGACCACGACAGUACCUCAAGUCACCCGAAUCUGCGAUUCUCAGGAGAAAUACUCUUCAUACCCCCGAGAGAAGAAUACAAAUACGUAGGGUACAUGAACGACUGUCGAAGUUUCCAGGCUCGGACAUUUGUGGCUAGAAUUUUGGGAAAAACGGAGUGGGAUCGAUUUGAUGAUCGACUUUCGACGAGACAAGAUGGAUGUGCUCCGGGAUAUGAGACAGCUAUACGUCUUGUUUCUAUUUUUUGUCGACAUGAUCAACACAACCACCGAAACAAAUCGUGA
Molecule: messenger RNA, 1017 nt
Organism: Puccinia graminis f. sp. tritici CRL 75-36-700-3
Lineage: Eukaryota; Fungi; Basidiomycota; Pucciniomycetes; Pucciniales; Pucciniaceae
Exons: 3
Coding region: 1-1017 (338 amino acids)
Source: RefSeq, a predicted model, not a curated record